ACGAAAUAACGGCAGGACGGGCGAUCUUUGAAUAACCUGCAAUGUAAAUAAAGACAGGUAAAAAACUUAUGUUCAAGGAAUACAGCUCAAACAUAGAUUAAAAGGACAUUUAUAUGAAAAAAACCGAACAUUGGUGUUAAUGCCAUAAUUUUAUAUGUAUAUAUAUAUAGUCAUCAGUGAAAUUCAUCAAAUCUGUAUACAUAUACAAUAACUUCAUCACAAUUAUAAUUUACUUUUUUGAAAAUAAAGAUGAUACGUUCAGUUUUACUCAGAGGGCCAACGUUAAUGGCUUUAUAUCCAUUUGAUUCUAAUAAUUUAUAUGAUAAGCCUGUUAACAAAGUGUUGAAACCAUUGAUAGAAGAUGAGUGUGGUUGGGACCGAGUGAAGAGGAUAUUUCGCCUUAAUGAAGACAAACUAUUUACAAAAGAAUUGCAAUCUAUCAUAAAUGUGACAGUAACAGGUGCUGUAUCUGGUUUAAUAAUUGGUGGUAUGAUUGAAAGUAAGAAUACUGUAAAUAACUUCAUUGCGAAUAAUGAAGCAACAAGAUUUAUAAAUCAGUCUGAAGCAAAGAGAGCACUACAACGGGAAGUUUUUAUAAGUUUUGUAAAAAAGGGUGUGGUACUAGGAAAAAAACUUGGACUCUUUUGUUUAAUGUUUAGUACUCUAACAACAUGCACAACAGCAUAUCGAGGGAAGAUAGCAGUAGAAAAUUACAUAUUUGGUGGUUUUGUAACAGGAUUAUUGUAUAAGAUGAACUUAGGACUUCGAGGAUCACUUGUUGGUGCUGGAUUCGGUAGUGUACUAGGUGGAGUGUGUGGUAGUGUAACAACUCUUCUGCUUUAUUUGUCAGGAAUAACUAUAGAUGAAAUACUGCAGACACAACAUAACUGGAUAACUUCAAGGAAUGAGGCUACAGAUGCUAAGAUAAGGGCUCAUAUAGCUGCACAGGAAGAUUUUCAAGAAAAAAAUCUAUUCGAACAAAAUCAGAAACUACGAUUAGCGGAACAACAAUAUCAGGAAGCGAAAUAUACAAAGAAAGUUGAAGAUCCUAGUAUAUGAGCUUGUUAUUGUGCAAAUAAACAUUGUAGAUUUUCGUGAGUUUAAAAUCUUUAUUAUACAUUUAUCGAUAGUUGCUUUGGAGUUUCAUGAGCUUUCAAAAUAAUUUGAAAAUAUCUCCAAGUGAGCAAUGAUUCAAAGAAACCACCAAUGUAAAAUAUAUAUAUAAAGUAAAUAAAGUAAAGCAAAUAACAAU
This is a messenger RNA of Odontomachus brunneus, 1252 nucleotides long. RefSeq names its product RPII140-upstream gene protein (gene 140up). NCBI's taxonomy places the organism in Eukaryota, Metazoa, Arthropoda, Insecta, Hymenoptera, Formicidae. The record is from RefSeq and is a predicted model, not a curated record. Bases 250 to 1059 code for a protein of 269 amino acids. The transcript is spliced from 5 exons. Gene Ontology annotation, cellular component: mitochondrion.